Molecule: messenger RNA, 1059 nt
Organism: Botrytis sinoallii
Lineage: Eukaryota; Fungi; Ascomycota; Leotiomycetes; Helotiales; Sclerotiniaceae
Exons: 10
Coding region: 1-1059 (352 amino acids)
Biological process (GO): secondary metabolite biosynthetic process
Molecular function (GO): flavin adenine dinucleotide binding; oxidoreductase activity, acting on CH-OH group of donors
Source: RefSeq, a predicted model, not a curated record
AUGUCUUCGCUCACAAUUGCGUCUCGUGGAGCUUCUCUUUGUGGGAAGAUAGUCGGUCGUGAUACCGCACUUCUGUCUAGUUAUGAUUUUAUUGUUGUGGGUGGUGGAACAAGUGGUCCUGUCCGACAACUGUUCUCAUUAUUGAGGCCGGUGAACUUGAUCAGGGAGAAGAUUUCAUACACAUUCCACUUUUCGCAGGAAUUGGGAAUGCCAGCUACAAAUAAUAGAUCGAUUGCCAUACCACUAGGUAAAGUUCUAGGAGGUGGUUCUUGCUUGAAUAAGAUGGCUUUCGAUCUUGCUGGAAAAGAAGACUAUGAUCGUUGGAUCGAAGUAGGAGCAGUUGGUUGGAAUGAACUCUUUCCAUAUUUCAAGAAAUUGACUAAAUUUACACCACCUGCAUCUGAAAUUGCAAAAGAAUGGGAUAUUCAAACGGAUCAUUCAGCACACGGAUAUAAAGCCAAUUUAAUGAAAUCUGUGUUGAGAAUCGACGUACUUGCUGACCGUGUCUAUAGGUCCAUUCAAGUUAUUCAACAUUUAAUUGGCCAUCAUUCAUACAUUUAUGCGUCCAUGAAAUACCUCGGAAUACGCAAGGAGUUGCAAUCAUUUGGUGGAGAGUAUGCAGCUGGCUCCAAUUUUUCAAGAUCAACCGUACUUGCGGCGAAGGAGGUAGUUCUCGCAGCUGGUGCUAUUCAUUCACCUCAGCUGCUCCAACUCUCUGGAAUUGGAAGCUCUUCUUUACCUAAACAAUUUGGUAUCGAAACUGUGGUGAGCUUGCCAGGAGUUGGGGCGAAUUUCCAAGAUCACCCAUCGCUCAGAGCUAGUACCACUUUGGAUAUUUACCUUUCCGCGAACAAUUUGACCAGUAAUGCGACUUUCAAUGCUGAGGUGCUAGCAUUGUAUAGGCAUAACAGAAUUGGUCAUACUCCACAGAAGGGGGAGGCGAAUAUGCAUUUAUUGGAAACCGUUCUUUCACCAAUACAACUUCACAGAUUGUAUCCUCCGCUUCAUCUAUCACACCGGCAUCAUAUUUACUAUCCGAUGUCGACUCGCCUAUCUUAG